Molecule: messenger RNA, 1804 nt
Organism: Drosophila eugracilis
Lineage: Eukaryota; Metazoa; Arthropoda; Insecta; Diptera; Drosophilidae
Gene: Ugt36A1
Product: UDP-glucosyltransferase 2
Exons: 3
Coding region: 135-1739 (534 amino acids)
Molecular function (GO): UDP-glycosyltransferase activity
Source: RefSeq, a predicted model, not a curated record
AUCAGAAGCCACAACAAUCACUUUGAUUAACUAAAACUAAGCGAUCCGAUUAGAAUACACCGGCACAAUGGAAGAUAAGGUUAUCGGAUCUGAGAGUUGGGUAACCGAUUCAUUCGGCGGAAAACUACGGAACGAUGACAACGUCGUUGGUGCGCAUCGGAGUGCUAAUCUUGCUGCUGGGGAUUCCUCCGUCAAUAAGUGCUGGAAAUGUUCUGGCCGUUUACCCACACUUCGGUUUUAGCCACUUCAAGGUGGUGAUGCCCAUACUCAAUGAGCUGGCAAAUCGUGGACAUGACAUCACGGUGAUCUCGUACGUGAAGAAUCCCCAAGCCUCUGCCUUUCCCAACUACGAGGAGCUGCUAAUCUCAGCGCCUGAUGAGGAUCAGUCGAGCACCACGAUCAAUUUGGUUCCCCUGACGGAGAAUACACCCACAAGAUCCUUGGGAGUACUGAUCCGGGAGUAUAUAGCCCUGCAUGAUGAGGGUCAGGAGACCUGUGAGCAUCUCUUCGCCAGUGGUCACAUAGAAAGGGUAAUUGAACGACACCAAAGGAAACCCUAUGACCUUCUGCUCACGGAAUACUUCAACUCAGAUUGCCAACUGGUCUUGGCCAAGUUGUUGAAUCUGCCAAUUAUAGGCUUGAGCACCUGUGCCCUCAUGCCCUACUAUUACGAUCGCAUUGAUCUGCCGGACACGCCCGCCUUCAUACAGUCGGAAUUUGUGGGAUUUGCUGGCCAACUGAACUGGCACGAACGCUUACUCAACUUUGUUCAGGCCAAGUUAUUGAAGUUCCUCUACAAAUAUCACUCCAAUAGGGCUGAUAACAAGCUGAUCCAAAAGUAUAUCGGAGUUGAGAUUGACGUGGAAGAAGUAGCUCGCACCCAAACUGCUUUCAUUUUCGGAAACCAACAUUAUUCUCUGAUGGGAAGUCGCCCGCAAUCUUUGCAGUUCGUGGAAAUCGGAGGGGUUCAUAUCACUAAGAAGGCAGAGAAGGAAUUACCAGACAGCAUCUCUGCUUUCCUCAAUCAAUCGCAGGAAGGUGUGAUCUUCAUUAGCUGGGGUUCCAUGGUGCGAGCUUCGAGUAUCGAUGAGGAUAAGCUUGCAGCUAUAUUGGAAGUUCUACAUCAACAGCCCUUGAGAAUCAUCUGGAAAUGGGAAGCAGAGGAAACUCCAAAGGCGGAUUCCAACAAGUUUCUUUUCGUCAAAUGGGCUCCUCAAUUGGCUCUUCUUUGUCACCCAAAAGUAAAGCUGUUUUGGUCCCAUGGCGGCUUACUGGGAACCACGGAGUCUGUUCACUGUGGCAAGCCCCUGCUAAUCACGCCCAUCUAUGGAGACCAAUUCCUAAAUGCAUUUUCCGUGCAAAAUCGAGGGAUGGGCUUAAAGUUGGAUUACGAAGAGAUCACUACUCCGAACUUAAAUAGAGCUUUCACCGAGCUUAGCAAAACGAGUUACGCCCAACGUUCCCUUCUGGUCUCGAAGAUCUUUAACGAACGUCAGAAAACGCCUAUGGAAUCGGCGGUUUGGUCUGUGGAGCAUGUCAUUGAAAACGGCCUAGUUGCCGCCGAACUCCUUCAAUCCCCAGGCAUAGAACUAAGUGCAGUCGUCUACCACUCCGUGGAUAGCAUUGUCUUGCUCUCGAUUCCCUUAAUUCUUCUGAUCAUAAUCUUAAGUUUCUUGUGCAGGAGAAACCCUUCUAAGCCAGCCAAUAAGAAACUUGUCAAGAAGCCAAAGAGGUCUUAAGGCCUCACGAGUCUACUAGAUUUACGUAUGACAAUUUCUUUAAGAAUAAAUAUAUUUUAAGCAUA